Aspergillus novofumigatus IBT 16806 is the source of this 1469-nucleotide messenger RNA. RefSeq lists its product as uncharacterized. The record is from RefSeq and is a predicted model, not a curated record. The transcript has 6 exons. Lineage: Eukaryota; Fungi; Ascomycota; Eurotiomycetes; Eurotiales; Aspergillaceae. The coding region runs from base 264 to 1469 and encodes 401 amino acids.
GUAUGGAUUUGCUCUUUGCCUCCUCAUCGCUAGUCUUGCCAUUCCUAUGUUUUCAUAGGACUCUCCGAUCUCACUUGUUGACUUUGGAUUGGGUACGUACUCGUGACCAGGCCGCAAGAGCUCUUACGAAUGUACUCAUUAUUAUUAUUCACCUGCAUUUUCUGUGAGUCAGGGCUGCUCAACCCUGCUCCAAAGCCCGGGUGGGAGGGCUACUCAAUUCAUUGAGGGUUACCCUUUAAUCCAGCGAAUGUUGCAAUAACAUAAUGACCACCACUUUGCAAAACUCGCCCUGGGUCUUGAAGAAGUCAAUUCUUGUUUAUGCACCCAAUCUCAACGUUUCUUGUUGUGCUCGCCUUUGUAUUAUCCAUGAUCAAACUGCUAACCAAGGAUCCAUAUCCCUUUUGAUUACAGCAGAUCUUGCUAACUUGAGCGGCAGAUUACAGGUGCUCACUUUGAAUAUCCCCCCAGACAGAGUCGGAAAAUAUGCUUUAGCUCGGAAAAGCAACGAUAACCUCUGUCCAUCUCAUCUCCUUUCCCUUCUCCCGGCACCUGUUAAUAAUGUUUUGGACGUCUUAACACUGAGCCUGAGCCUCAGUAUGACCGGCAUUGUCCUUUGUCUACCAGAGAUAGAGAGUCUAAGCCCAGCCACACCAGGACACACAGUGUCAUUUAACCAUGCUCGCCAUGGCGUGGUCCAGAAAGAUUGGCGUUCCUUGUCCGAGCAGGCGAAGGAGGCGGAUCCACCCUUAUAUUGUGAGGAGUCUGUGUCCGAGCAGGGCAUUGGAAAGUGGCGCAGAGGUAUCUUCUCCUCUUACUACCCAUGGUUAAUGUCACCUAAUAAUGAAAGACAAAAAAGACUGCUCCUUCCAUCCCCUCAACUGAUAGGCUCUCCCACUGAAGUGAAUAUGCUGAGUACUCUCUCCCUGUCACCGUCCUUGAUUCGCCCAACUUACUUUACGCAUGCUUCCUCUCCUGGCCACAUAGAGUGUAAGAGACUUACACGUCUUAAACAUGAACUCCGUGGACGCCAACAUCUGCUGGCCAUGCCAAAAGACAUAGACUGUGACAUAGAGAAAAUCAGCUUUGCCGAGAUCGAGACGAUUGAGCGUCGCCUCGAACGUUAUGUUGAUGAGAUGGUUGAGCGCCGCCUUAAAUCACACAUUCUUGACGAGAUUGUCGAUAGUGCUGUCAGCGAGUGUCAUGAUCAGAUCUACGCCGAAUGCAAAACAAAUGAGGCCGAAUUCCGUGAACAGGUCGAUGAUGGUAACUCCGAGGUACGCAAUACAGCUAAUAAAUCACAACAGUAUAUGAAGGACAUCGAGGAUCAGGGAAUUGAGGUUGAGAUGUCUGCGGAAGCAAAAGUUGUAAAGUUCAAGCAAUGGUUUAAUGCUUCUGCUCAGUCCUUACUUAGUAGUAAGUCAAGCUCUAGCUAUAAGCUGGGUGCUAAUGCCAGGCGCAGUUCUAUUUGA